Corythoichthys intestinalis (scribbled pipefish) is the source of this 1666-nucleotide messenger RNA. RefSeq names its product START domain containing 14 (gene stard14). The transcript is spliced from 6 exons. The record is from RefSeq and is a predicted model, not a curated record. Bases 146 to 934 code for a protein of 262 amino acids. Gene Ontology annotation, molecular function: lipid binding. Lineage: Eukaryota; Metazoa; Chordata; Actinopteri; Syngnathiformes; Syngnathidae.
AAUUCGGCCACAAGAAUCCGGCCGGCUCAACCGGAUCUGCGAGCACGCUCUCUUUAUAUUCCUACAGCAACACCUGAAAAGCUGACUCGGCUUCAAAGAACGAUCAGGAACACAUUAGCGAUUUCUCCUUUCGCGCUCGUAUAACAUGUCUUUUAAAAGCAUAAUACCGGACAGUGAAGCGUUUGAUGAUUUUAGGAGUCAAUGUUUGUCGACUGAAAAUUGGCAGGAACGGUAUAACAAAGGAAGCAUGCAGGUGUGGAUGGAGGUUUCCAAGAAAAAAGGGGAAGGAGGGCCUAAAGUGCACAAGAUCAAGUGUAAAAACACAAUAAAAGAUGUCUCAGCGGAAACCAUGUAUGACGUCAUCCAUGACAGCAAGUACCGUAAGACAUGGGAUAAAGUCAUGCUUAAGAGUCAGGACAUCGCCAAAGUCUCUGCAUGCGCCGACAUCGGCUACUACGCGUGGAAUUGUCCGAAACCCAUCAAGAAUCGAGACGUGGUGACCCUGCGCACGUGGCGAGUAACAGACGACGAUUACUCGGUCAUCAACUUCUCCGUCAAACAUCCGGAAUAUCCUCCCAUAAAAGAAGCGGUGAGAGCCGUUUCCAUCCUGACCGGCUAUUAUAUCAAGCCUACUGGGCCCAACAGCUGCAUUUUCAUAUAUCUCUCGCAAGCUGACCCAAGAGGUUCUCUUCCAAAGUGGCUAGUAAAGAAAGUUUCUGAAGUAAUGGCGCCAUCGGUGCUGAAGGAUGUGCAUAAGGCAGGUCAACGGUAUCCCAGUUGGAAAGCUGAAAACUGCCCGGAGUACAAGCCCUGGCGGAACCCCACGCAGUGCACCUUGCCCAUGAUUGACCCGUCCAUACUGGCCAUCCAGCGGUGCGACUCACUGGAGAACGUAGAUGAGAGCGGCGCGCAGGAACAAAACGCAGAAAGUUAGGAAUGACGCGUUUACGCAUUUUCAAAUCACCUCAUGGUAUGCUGAAAUAAGUUUCACCUGUUGGGCGUUGUUGCUGCACUACAUUUUUUUUACAGGUUUUUUUUUUUCUUUGUCAUGAAGCGAUUGUUUGAAGAAAAUUAUGUGGUUUUACUUUCAAUGGCACACUUCUUUGUAGUGCUGUACGAUAUGAUGAUACAGUAUAUAUCGCCAAAACAAUACACAACUUACAACUUUUUACAUCAUCUUUUUUGCCUGAAGUAGACCUGUUCCUGCAAUGCACAAUUAAGCCAUCAAAUAGGGCCCAAUUUGCGCUGACUUGCUAUAUUGAUGGGAUUCCAUGCACCGUAGUACUACCACCGAUCUGCCUCAAGAAGUCCCUAUGUCCACUCAAUAGUUUGCCCAUUGGCUAACCCUGCCAACUAUACAUGAGUAACGCAUGUAAGAGAAAUGAAAAUAGUAACACAUACAGGGUAUAAUGCACACAGACAACAAAAUUUGUUCCAAUAUAAAUAUUAAUUUUAAAUUGAUGAUAAUCUGCGAAUUUUAUUUCCAGCAGUCUUAAGUCAGAACCACUAGUCACAAGUAUCAGUAAAUGAUUGGAUAUCUUUCCAUUUGAACUAAAAUAUGUUACUGUGCUCCUUCUGUUUACACUGGAUAGUUUUAGUUUGCAGCACUACUUGAUGCAUUUAAUAUUUGUGCCAGGCCUAAUGCCAAUUCAAAAAUAAACUCAGU